AGGUCAUCCCUGGGCCAAGAUUAGGUCCUUCAUUUCACUGUCCCAGACACUGUCCACUGAAGUGGCUGGGCAGUAUAAGAAGAGUUGUGGCAAUCAGAGAACCCUUGGACAUCAAGGGAAUAAAACAAGUACACUUUUGAGGAUAAGAACAUCUGCCAGCAUCAAGAUCAAGACUGUGUAACAGAAGCUAAUUGCUAGUGGGAAGAACUGUAGAUCACUCGCUGCUGAGGACAUCGGGGAAGAUUUUCUCUCACAUCACUAAAGUCAGACAUUCCAGGAGUGCAAAGACAUUGGCCCACAUAAGUAACCUGCUGCUUUUGAACACCUGAUGAUGCAUCCUUGCAAAUUCCUCUGUCUAAGUUUGGCAUUUACCUUCAUCCUGAUUCCACUGGUAUCUGCUAGACAUUGCUACUACUGUGACAUGACAGAUGCCAAUAACUGCAUGGAGAAACCAGUGUGCUGUGGGGAAAGGGAAAACUGCUUUGUUGCCCGUGGCCUUGCCCUAGGCCUCCCCCAUGUCAUCAGUAAAGGCUGUGUGCAAGCAAUCUUCUGUGGCCGUGACCAGCCUAUCAUCUACUUGGGUGUCACUUAUAAUCUGACUACUUACUGCUGUCAAGGGGAAUUUUGCAAUGCAGGUUACCCAAGGCAUGUCCAGACUCCACCAGAUGCUACCACUGUGGCCGUAUUUCUAGCUGGUUUACUCCUGCUGCUUCUUAUGUGCUGGCUACUGUAAGAUGGAAGUAAAGAAUGGAUCUCUGUCAUUGGCCUGACUUGUAACCUUUAUUCCCCUCCUAAAUACCAUUUUUUGUGGAGUGGA
This is a messenger RNA of Antechinus flavipes (yellow-footed antechinus), 817 nucleotides long. RefSeq names its product sperm acrosome membrane-associated protein 4-like. The record is from RefSeq and is a predicted model, not a curated record. The transcript has a single exon. Lineage: Eukaryota; Metazoa; Chordata; Mammalia; Dasyuromorphia; Dasyuridae. Bases 329 to 733 code for a protein of 134 amino acids.